AUGAUCCCUCCAGGUUUGGGGUGUGGGCUGGAACAGACUUCUCUCAGGCUGCAGCCAUCUGAGUUCACUAAUGGCUGCUUUCUGUGUGUGCUCGCUAGAGAGCCUGACCCCUCUAAGGUAGAAUCGGUGCAGGAUGUUUUGGCUCGGGCUGUUGCUAAAGGGCUACUGGAAGGUUUCGGCGCACCGCUGCCCACCCAUAAGGAGAAGCGUCGCCACCGCAUUAAGGCCCCUCCCGUGUGUCCUCCCUCUGUGCUCCUGGAGCCCCUUGAGGUGCCUGAGCCCACCUCCCCUCCCUCCCUCUGCCCCGUCUCUGACACCGCGACUGGGGAUGCUCCUGACAAAGUGGCUGUGUCGUCCUCAGAGCUCCUGCAGGCCACUAAGCCAAGGAGAAAGCACCGGCGCUCCAAAGCACCGCGUCCCCAGCGCAGCCACAAAAAGCACACCAGCAAGCACGCUAGCCGGCAAACACAGCCAGCUAAAGGCCCAGCCCAGCACAGAUCGCCUAGAGGUCAGGGAGUUCUCUCCUCCAAGCUAGGUGUACUGAAGCCCAGACAGGAAGUGCUCUUGUCUGGGAAGGAGCUGGCUGCUUCUAAACAGGAAGUGAUGAAACCAGAUCAGGAAGUGCCCAUGCGUCCAAAGGCUCAAGUCACAUCCAGACAUGAAUUACUGGACCCAAAACAGGAAGUGCUCUCCUCAAAGGACCGGCUUACCUCAACGCAUAAUGUGCUUAAGUUCAGACAGACGGUCUCACCAGGAAACAAACCGGUUACCUCAAAACACCAUGUGAAGAAGUCUAGAGGAGGAGUGGUCUCACCAGGACUAAGAAUGGCUAUGACCAGCCAAGAGGAGCAGAGGGGAAGUCAGCACACGCUGAUCGACUCUAGACAUGAUGUGACGAGGCCCACACAUGAACUGGGCAAGGCCCAAAGGAAGGAAGGAAGAUCCAGACCAGACGUCCGUGCACCGGAGGCUGUGAGGCCAGUGGAGCUGGUCCUGCCACCACUCCUUCUGAGCCACACUCGCCUCUCUCCCUCCCUCUCUCGCCUCAUGUCUUCCUCCUCUCAGUUUUCCACUACCUCCCACUCCAGUAGAGCCAGCUCAGCCCACUGGAACACAUAGUGUCCCCAGCUCAGCCCACUGGAACACAUAGUGUCCCCAGCUCAGCCCACUGGAACACAUAGUGGGCUGAUGUCUCAUCCAUUCAUUGUUGUGCUGAGGCCUCAUCCAUUCAUUUCAUACCAGCGAGUUACAGCUGGCUUUGCUUUUACCCCCAGUGUCAGGGCACAUCUUUUACCCCCAGUGUCAGGGCACAUCUUUUACCCCCAGUGUCAGGGCAAAUCUGUGCAGACCAAGUGAUCCA
This is a messenger RNA of Clupea harengus (Atlantic herring), 1360 nucleotides long. Its product is annotated as putative methyltransferase NSUN7. The transcript is spliced from 2 exons. The record is from RefSeq and is a predicted model, not a curated record. Gene Ontology annotation, molecular function: methyltransferase activity. NCBI's taxonomy places the organism in Eukaryota, Metazoa, Chordata, Actinopteri, Clupeiformes, Clupeidae. Bases 1 to 1119 code for a protein of 372 amino acids.